GCAAGUUAGGAGUACGUCUUCUGUAAUUGAUAUUAUAGAUCCGUAAAUCUAUACAACUGGCAAAAUGAUUCGCAAUGCUCGCUUUCUACGUUGGGCCAUCGGCAAGCGGUUCACCACCGUUAAUCCCUCUCCGGUCAGUGCAUCGUCUCAAUGGAACGCCGGCAAUGUUACCCAACCGGGCAACGGUAUUGCAACAUGUGCGCUUAAGUCGUUAUCGGUAAUGCAGGGCGCCGGUGUUCAACAGAACGGCGUCUUCUCCGUCUCGAGUCGACAGAUUCACACCAAAGGCGAGCGGGAAUUGGUGGAGUUCUUGGCAGAAGAAAUCGUAGCUGAGAAGAAGGCUAGCCCAAGUCCCAGCCUACCGUCGUCGUUGAGUGGAUUCUCAAUCUCGUGCAACAAAGCCGAUGUGGAGCUGACGAAGUCGUCCGAACGUGAAAAAGUCACAAUCUCGUUCAACGUAAACCACACGGUAGAUAUGGACGGAGAAGAGGCGGAAUCAACCGAGAACAAACCGGAAUUUUCCGCUAUGAAAAGCCGUCCUCAGUUUGAGGUCGACAUCGUGCGAGGAGGAACUACUCUUUCGUUUACCUGCUCUUAUCUUCCUGGCGAGGCUCAAGAGGGUGAAUACAAUGAUGUUUUCGGUAUUGACGAAGUGACCAUUUACCAAGGCGAAUGGAACGAUAAAGUGUAUGCGGUAGCAGGCGAUGUGCUCGAUGGGUAUUUGUAUGAUCUGUUGAUGAACUUCCUCGAGGAGAAGGGCGUGAGCAAUGAGUUUGCAGAGAAAAUGUCAGAAUUUGCCAGUGCCUACGAACACGCCAAAUAUGUUGAGUUGCUCGAAGCCAUCUCGAAGUUCACGGUUGAGAAGAAAUAGUUUCACCUGCGACCAACCAUCGCUGUAUCAUCUUGUUUGUCAUAUUGAUAAGUUGCACUAUUCCUAUGAUUCCGUAUUUUGUCGGAAUUUUUUUUUCCUUUCUUUGAGCCCCUUCCAUAUAAUGACCUUUCACUGCAUUUGUUAAAGUAAAGAGGAAAACAACUCAGUGUCAUAGUUAUAUAGUAUUUCAUCGUAAAAUAAAAAUGUAAAAAAUGUCCGUCUGUUUUGAAGUUAACA
Anopheles nili is the source of this 1108-nucleotide messenger RNA. It is a transcript of the gene P32, whose product is annotated as complement component 1 Q subcomponent-binding protein, mitochondrial. The record is from RefSeq and is a predicted model, not a curated record. Bases 65 to 871 code for a protein of 268 amino acids. Gene Ontology annotation, biological process: cytosolic ribosome assembly. Lineage: Eukaryota; Metazoa; Arthropoda; Insecta; Diptera; Culicidae. The transcript has 5 exons. Gene Ontology annotation, cellular component: mitochondrial matrix.